This is a messenger RNA of Blepharisma stoltei, 261 nucleotides long. The record is from the annotation of a GenBank genome assembly. Lineage: Eukaryota; Ciliophora; Heterotrichea; Heterotrichida; Blepharismidae.
AUGACCAGCUCUGUCAAGAAUACUCAAGGCUUUCUGAUCCUUCAAAUUACUACAAAUAUAUGCAAAAAGCUCAUAAUAAAAGACCAAAAUUGUUCCUGUGACGCUAAUGCUAUUUUAACCACAGAUGGCUGUGACUUCUUUUGUGAGUAUUGAUGCUCAACUUGCAGAGGCCAAGAAUAUUUCUCUUGUUUAGAAUUCGUGAAAGGGAAAUUAGUAGAUAAUGCCUAUUUAUACCAAUACCUAACUAAAUUCAAAGCAUAA